Haemonchus placei is the source of this 552-nucleotide messenger RNA. Lineage: Eukaryota; Metazoa; Nematoda; Chromadorea; Rhabditida; Trichostrongylidae. The record is from the annotation of a GenBank genome assembly.
GGUGCGAAUCCAAAGAAAUCGACAAUCACGUCUGACGUUCGACAGGAACUUGCCGCUGUCAUAUAUGACACAAAUGUGCUCGGAUUUAAAGGACCUCGAAAAAUGCAUAUAUUGAUCCCUGGUAUUUACGAUGUCAAUACCUAUGAACGCAAGUCGAUUCGUCCAGUUGCGCGCUUGCGUAAAACGAAUACCGUAAUCUUUGUUCAGGCUAAAGACACAUUACUGGAACGAUAUCGUCAACGACGAACUGAUGACAUCAUAGUAAUGCAGAACAAGAGUCCUGUGUGGAAUGAAGAUUCACAGUCAUAUGUGCUCAAUUUCCAUGGCCGCGUCACCCAGGCAUCUGUGAAGAAUUUCCAGAUUAUUCACGACCAUGACCGUAAGUUUGCACAAUAUUUGACCAAAAACAUGGUAAACACCGACUAUAUUGUGAUGCAGUUUGGUCGAAUAUCAGACGAAAGCUUUUCCAUGGAUUUUCGAUAUCCGCUCAGUGCUCUACAGGCUUUCGGAAUCGCUAUGACCAGCUUUCAUGGUAAACUCGCUUGUGAAUGA